This is a messenger RNA of Rhinopithecus roxellana (golden snub-nosed monkey), 1873 nucleotides long. RefSeq names its product stabilizer of axonemal microtubules 2-like. Lineage: Eukaryota; Metazoa; Chordata; Mammalia; Primates; Cercopithecidae. Gene Ontology annotation, cellular component: cytoskeleton; ciliary basal body; axonemal microtubule. The record is from RefSeq and is a predicted model, not a curated record. Gene Ontology annotation, biological process: microtubule anchoring. Gene Ontology annotation, molecular function: microtubule binding.
AAUAUAAACAUUUCAGUUUUAGUGAAGUGUACCAUUACCAACUUGUAAUGAUAUUACAAGUCAUCACUCUGUAGACACGAGAGUGAACCAAAAUGCUCCACAGUCUAGGUAAACUGCAGGAAGUAGGCUUAAGGUUAUUUAACUUCCAAACCCCAGAUCUUUGCUCUGAUGGUCACUUCAAAUUCUACAAUUUCAAACACCUUUGAAGGCAUUCAGUUAAGGCCUCUGGCCUCUAGAUGGCCCUCUAUCUUUUGGGAAUGCCUUAAAGUCCAUUUCAUGAGGGAAAGUUGAAGCCAGAGAUCUUUCUGGGAUAGCGCAAGUUACCCUGUAUCUUUGCUCAAGGAGUUCUUUCUGUAGCUUCCUAGAGUAUACCAGAAUUAAAACUUUCUCUCCUUUGAUGAGUCUCUCCAAAGCAAGGAGUAAUGUCUGUAUUACUUUUGUCCACACAUGAGGGCACUUGAUUUUAUUUCAAGCCCUGGAUUUUAGACAUACUUUAGCAUUUUGUGAGUUGUACUUAAAAUCCCAACCACUUCCUAGGAAUACAACUAUAGUCUCCUAAACUCUGUCCUCACCUACAACACAGUCCUUUUGGCUUUCAAGAACUAUCCACAAUCAGGCUCAGAUAUGCUUUUCCUUUGUUAUGUAAUCAGAUGAAACUGAAAGUGGAAAGUUAUAUCUAUUAAAGUGAGGAGCUGGGUAGAGGGUGGAAAUGAAGAAAAAGAACAAAUCUGAAAGAAAUCAGAGAAACUGUAUUCUGAUACUAUUGUUUAGAUUUCUAAAGGAAAUGGAAAGAUGUUUGGCAAUGAGAGAAAUCAGUUAUGAUUUUUAGAAGAUGGUUGUUUUCUUCAGCAUUUAAAAAUGAUUUUACUUUGUUUUAAUUUUCAAGAUGAUUAUAGAGCUUAUGACCUUCAUAAAAGUGAACUUUAUAAGCCAGAACAAACUUUCCACCCCCCUACUGUGAAAUUUGGAAAUUCAACUACAUUUCAGGAUGACUUUGUUCCUCAGGAGAUAAAGCCUAGGCAAAUCUUUAAACCCUCUUCUGUGGUCAAACAUUCUACAGCCCCUUUUAAUGGCAUUACAAGUCAUCGCCUUGAUUAUAUACCUCAUCAGCUUGAACUCAAGUUUGAAAGGCCAAAAGAAGUUUGCAAACCAACUGACCAACACUUUGAGGAUCUCACAACUCACCGGUAUGACUUUCAGGGUCUUAUUGGUGAAACUGCAAAAAUUUGCAGACCUGUACACACCAGAGUGACCCAGAAUGCUCACUUUGAAGGAAACACUGAAUUCCGUGAAUGUUUUCAACCAUGGGAAAUCCCAUCACCUGAGGUCAAGAAAGUACCAGAGUAUGUGCCUCCUACAGGUAGCAUGCUAUUAAACAGCACAAGCCAUCCUGACUAUGUUCCAUGUCAGGCCAACCAUGUAGUUCCCAUCAGGCCAGUUUCUCAGAGAAGAAGUAACAAUUUUCCUUUCCUAGGAAAAAGCACCAUGAAGGAAGAUUUUCCAGCAUGGGAAAAUGGUCAUCAAGGACUUAUUAAGAAGCAGGAACAGAUUCCCAACCCAUCUGGAAAAUUUGAUGGUUUGAGCACUUUCAUCUAUGUGCCACACAAAUUGAUUCCAACAGAGAGUUGCAAACCUUUAAAUAUUGCUUUUAAGAGUUCUGUUCCAUUUGAUGAUGUGACCAUGUACUCUGUAGAGUACACACCGAAAAAACAGGAAAUUUGCCCAGCAAGUUACUCGUCUCCUCCAGGUUAUAUUUUUGAAAAUGCCAAUUCCCAAGGUCAUAAAUUCUUUCACAAAAUUUCUCCCACAGUGAAGACCUUCUUCUAAUAACCAAAAUAUGCUUAAAAGGAAGCUACUAGCAAGUAAUUGUUUU